Molecule: messenger RNA, 1056 nt
Organism: Funneliformis caledonium
Lineage: Eukaryota; Fungi; Glomeromycota; Glomeromycetes; Glomerales; Glomeraceae
Source: the annotation of a GenBank genome assembly
AUGAGAUUUUUAAGGGGACUCUCGAAAUCCAUUCAACAUAUUUUUAAUGACGUGGAAUUUAAUUGGAAUAAACAAUUACAACAAAGGCAACAACAGAAGAUAAAUGAUGAUUUGAUCCCAUUGGAUUUAUCGGUUUGGAGUAGAUAUUUUUUAACUGAUAUAAUCUUAUCAACCUCAACGAAGAGUUCCUCAAAUAAUUUACCAGGGUUCAAAGGUUUAUCAGAAACGUUUAAAAGAAAUAAUAAUUGGUUAUUUUAUAAUUUAUUAGAAAUUAUUAAACAAAGGAGGAAUGAGAUCGCUUUAUUAAAGGAAAAGGAACCUAUCGAUUCAUCAGAUUUACUGGAUAUUUUGUUGACCAUAAAUACUCCACGUGAUCCCAAUGGAUUUGAUGAGGGAUUGGAUCAAAAUGAUAAUAAUAAUAAGCCAAUGUCCGAUAAUGAAAUUCUUGCCAUUAUAUUGGACAUCGAUAUUGGUGGUCGCGAUCCGACUGCAAGUACAUUUUGCUUUACGGUGUAUAAUAUUUGCAAACACCCUAAAGUGUUGCAAAAAUUUCGCGAAGAAAUUGUUGAUGUAUUGGGUACCGAUUUCUUACGACCAAUACUUUUCGAAGAUUUAAGUAAAUUCAAAUAUCUCGAAGCUGUAAUUAAAGAGACUCAAAGAAUCAUCCCAUUAAAUCCAUUAAUACCACUUCAAUCACAUAAUAAAAUAUCACUUAAUGGACAUAUGAUAGAGAAGGAUACCCCGAUAUGGUUACAUCAAGAAAAGCUUCAUAAAGAUGAAAAUUCUUGGCAUAAAUCAGAAAAUUUCAUACCGGAGCGAUUCCUUAAUAAAGAAUUAGGUAACAACAUAUUCAUACCUUGGUGUGAAGGUAUUAUUAGAAAUUGUCCAGGAAAAAAUAUGGCCAUGAUUAUAUUAAAAUGUUUAUUGAUAUUAUUAUUUAGAAAAUAUAAUAUUGAAUUAGUUGAUAAACUUAGUCCUGCCAAAGUAAUGUACUUUGGUAUAAAUCAUUCUUUUAAUUUAAAGGUCAAUAUAAAAAAGAGAGAAAAAUUUUAUUGA